AUCCCUCCUCCCUCGGAGCGAAAAAUCUUCCUCUCUCUCGCGGCCGCCGAUUCGGAAAGAACGAGCGAGGAGGAUGAGCUACUACAACCAGCAGCCACCCGUCGGCGUCCCUCCUCCCCAAGGUUAUCCGCCGGAGGGGUACGCCAAGGACGCCUAUCCGCCGCCCGGGUACCCGCAGCAGGGCUACCCGCCCGCGGGCUACCCACCGCAGGGGUAUCCGCCGGCGGGGUAUCCGCAGCAGGGAUACCCUCCGCCCUACGCUCAGCAGCCGCCGCCCCGGCAGCAGAGCAGCGGCCCUUCCUUCGUCGAAGGAUGCUUGGCUGCUCUUUGCUGCUGCUGCCUUCUGGAUGCUUGCUUCUGAGAGGGAAUCAGAAGAAAAAGGAAGGAUAUAAUCACCAUAUGGUCUGAUUUAAGGCGAGAGUGGUGGUUCCAUCAACUAGUUUCCAUGUAAACAGUGAUUUCUCCCUUCUUUUACCUUUGUUGUAAGAAACCUCGAAUUUAGUGUGCCUUCCUGGUUUUACAUUUGAAUUUCCAUACCUGCUAUUUAAUAAAAGAUGAAUGUAUCCUUUAUUGGUGUUC
Musa acuminata subsp. malaccensis (wild Malaysian banana) is the source of this 579-nucleotide messenger RNA. Its product is annotated as cysteine-rich and transmembrane domain-containing protein WIH2. NCBI's taxonomy places the organism in Eukaryota, Viridiplantae, Streptophyta, Magnoliopsida, Zingiberales, Musaceae. The record is from RefSeq and is a predicted model, not a curated record. Gene Ontology annotation, cellular component: plasma membrane.